Scheffersomyces stipitis CBS 6054 is the source of this 1863-nucleotide messenger RNA. It is a transcript of the gene EST1, whose product is annotated as Est1p. The record is from RefSeq and is a predicted model, not a curated record. The transcript has 3 exons. The annotation marks the transcript as partial. NCBI's taxonomy places the organism in Eukaryota, Fungi, Ascomycota, Pichiomycetes, Serinales, Debaryomycetaceae. Gene Ontology annotation, molecular function: telomeric repeat DNA binding; protein binding; telomerase RNA binding. Gene Ontology annotation, cellular component: telomerase holoenzyme complex. Gene Ontology annotation, biological process: nuclear-transcribed mRNA catabolic process, nonsense-mediated decay.
AAUCCAUAAUAUCAAUUUCUAGUACAGGAUAGCAUUUUCACUGUAUUGCAACUUUAACCAGAAGCAGAUAACUCUCAUAGUUUAUUUUUACUGGUAUUGUCGUCUCCAUCUGAUUUGAAUUUUCAGUUGGUUUCAUAUUUGUCGAACACUUUGCAAAUUUUGCCUAUGCCUAUUGCAACAAUGCAAUAAUACCUAUCUCUCCACAAAAUAUCAACUACCUAUCCAUCACCAUAUUAGUUGAUCCAAUACCCUUGACCCCCAAUUUUGCACCCAUCAACGAAUAUGGCACAUUCGUCUGAUUUUGAUGAAUUCGCCAGGUACAAGACUCAGCUCCAUGAUUUGCUAGCUGACCGGCACUUCGACAGCUCGAUGUUGCUUGGGUUUGACAGCAUGAUUAGAACUAAGUUCCAGGCUCGAAUCUUUGCUGACUUGAACGACUACUAUUCCAAUAUAGAACAGGACAAGAAUGACUUACCCAACAAUCAAUUGGAAUUGCAAUUCAAUACUGGCUCUUACUUGGACUUGAUAUGGCGAGAAUUCCAUUAUCCCAUACUCAAGUUGUUCCAGAAGCUUCACGAAGACCUCUACAAAAGUGUUAAUGCAAAUUUCAGUAGAUGUGUCAAUGAAGGACAACCCGGCAAGUUUAAGGUAAAGCCAGUAGAACUGCGCAAACUUCAUGAUCAGCUACAAAAAUUCACCAAACAGCUAUUCAACUUUUACAUUUCGCUAUUAAACUACUUCACUACGCAUUAUGAUAUUCCUUUGCUACCUAGAAAGUUUACUGAGCAUUUCAAUUUCCAACCCAAUCCUAAAGCUAUUAGGACUUCCAACACUAAUUUUCAGGCCAAUGUUUUGUUCUUGUGUCACAAGUGUUUGGUUAUAUUGGGGGAUAUAUCUCGUCAUAAGUCGAAGAUAGAAAACAGCUUUGUAGUGCCAUGCCUGUCGAACAAAGCAUUCUUCAAUAAUCGCGAAUUGAAUACAAUACAGAAGUCUUUGUUGGAAGAGCCAACGUAUGAAAAGGCAAUUCAAUUUUACAAGCUCUGUAUUGUUUUGAUACCAGCAUUGAACGAACCAUAUAAUCAUAUUGGCAUGAUUUGCAAUACAUUGAACAAACAAUUUGAAGCAUGCAUUUGGUUCUUGAGAUCAACAUUAACCAGAAUUGGCAAUUUUCAAGUUGGAAUGAAUAACUUUAAGUCGAUAAUAAGGAAGAAACCUUUCGUGGCCAAACUCAACCGUAUCAAUAGUGACCGCUUUGAUGGUGGUAGGUCUAAAACCGAGCCUACAAUGGAGGAUGAUUUGAAUACGAUGCUUGCCUGCAGAGUUCUCUAUUUGUAUGAUCCUGAAGAACAUCAGGUUGAUUAUAAGACCAUCAAGAAAACAACGUUUUCCAAACUAGAGGAUACUUUAUCUCGUCAUUUAAAGUCGUCAUUUAGCAAAUUGCUUUCGGAGGGCAAGGAUGGUUCCAAUUUUUUCCUUAAUCAGUUGGUUUUCCUCAUUUCGAUUUACUACUUAUUCACUUAUCGUUAUAUUGAUCAAUUCUGUACUCAUUUGCUUGACGUUGAAUUAAACGAAAUCAGUGCUACCAAUUCUCUUCAAUGCUUUAGACUCAUUUUGAAUUGGAUCAAAGAAAACAAGAGAGCUUACAGAAGUCUCCAAGACAAACACAGAACCAUGAGUAAGAUUGUACAAGUACUGAACAAGUUCUUAGAAGAUAAUAGUUUAAAUAUCCCCGAUAAAGUUCAUUAUUUCCAGGAAGAUUUGAUGUUCAAAGAUUUUAUUGUUAUCAGAAAUCAAUUCAGAGACUUUAAAGACGAUCUCUUGUUCGGAGCAUCCAAUAUUGAUGCUUUACAUGGUGACUAUUCC